GCUCAAAACACUUCCCUAUAAGCAGCUUCAUGAAUGUCGGAGGUAGAAGGUUUUUGGCGGCUGCGGCAGUACCUACCGUUUUCCAACCAAGUUUUAAUGAACCCUACGCAACGGUUCCAGUUGACGAGCAUAGUCCGCAAUCCCACGAAAUGCAAGAGAUAGCGCAAUCGAUAACCGUUAACACUGAAACAGAUUUUCUGGGAGCCCACAGCCGAGUUGCUCAAAAUUGCGUUACUGAACAUAAACCAGCAGAUUGUGAACAACAGUUCCCAGACUGUAUCGACCGUCCGACAUCUUACAUGGCAAACCCUAUGAUCGUCGAGGAUAUUCAACUAACGUAUGCAAGUCAAGAUAAUAUUACUGAUGAGGCGCACCAAGGUGUAAACUGGAUAUCUUAUUUUCCGGACAGUGCGGAGCGGAACUGUUACACGAAUUAUCCCAGUACGAACCAUAAUUCUAAAAUGAAGAACGAAUUUUUUGGCGAUCAUCUGCAUCCAGAUUCAAUAAAUUAUGUAUAUGAGUAUGCUCAAAAGGAUUGCCGGACUAGAGGGUAAAUGUUGAAUAUGAAAAAAGGAACAAAUUAGAAUAUAUAAUAUAUUUCAGACCAAUGAUACAAAUGAACAUAUGUACGCAAUGCGAUUUGAAUGGCCAUGUAGAUGACAAAGAUGAUACCGAAACCGACAAAGUUUGUGUAGCUUCUGUCAAACAAAAAGUGAUUCGAUACCCCGGUGACAUUAAACGAUCCGACUUUUCUGACCCUGUAAGAUCUGAACAAGCCCACGAAACUAUGAAAAAACAUCUUAAACGAUCGAAUACCCGUAAUCAUCAGUUAAUAGUAAAACUGGCAAGAGUAAAUGCG
Molecule: messenger RNA, 859 nt
Organism: Aedes albopictus (Asian tiger mosquito)
Lineage: Eukaryota; Metazoa; Arthropoda; Insecta; Diptera; Culicidae
Exons: 4
Coding region: 30-554 (174 amino acids)
Source: RefSeq, a predicted model, not a curated record